AUGUUGUCAGGUACGUUGCCUUGGGAAAGUGAUAGUAGUGAUGAUGAAGCUUUGUUAUUAUUUUCGUUAAAUAAUAAUAAUAAACAAAAAAGGAAAUGGGUCCAUGAAGUAAACAUGGAACGUAAAAAGUUUGGUGAAUUUCAUCAUCUUUUAAAACAAAUACGAAAAGAUGAAUUAAAAUUUAAAGAAUAUUUUCGUAUGAGUAUGAAACAAUUUGAUCAACUUUUAUCAAUUAUUAAAAAGGACAUCGAGAAAAAGGAAUUAAAUCUCAGGGAAAGUAUUACAGCCGAGGAACGAUUAGCUGUUUGUUUAAGGUAA
Molecule: messenger RNA, 318 nt
Organism: Macrosiphum euphorbiae (potato aphid)
Lineage: Eukaryota; Metazoa; Arthropoda; Insecta; Hemiptera; Aphididae
Source: the annotation of a GenBank genome assembly